Callorhinus ursinus (northern fur seal) is the source of this 954-nucleotide messenger RNA. It is a transcript of the gene OR52B2, whose product is annotated as olfactory receptor family 52 subfamily B member 2. Gene Ontology annotation, biological process: G protein-coupled receptor signaling pathway. Gene Ontology annotation, cellular component: plasma membrane. The record is from RefSeq and is a predicted model, not a curated record. Lineage: Eukaryota; Metazoa; Chordata; Mammalia; Carnivora; Otariidae. Gene Ontology annotation, molecular function: olfactory receptor activity; G protein-coupled receptor activity.
AUGACUCACACCAACCUUACCAUCUUCCAUCCUGUAGUUUUUGUUCUACUGGUCAUCCCUGGGUGGGAGGCUUACCACAUUUGGCUAUCAAUACCCCUCUGCCUCAUGUAUAUCACUGCUGUCCUGGGGAACACCAUCCUGAUAGUGGUCAUCAUCACAAAACAUAAUCUUCAUGAGCCCAUGUACUUCUUCCUCUCUAUGCUGGCCAUCACAGACAUCCUGCUGUCUACCACUACUGUACCCAAAGCUCUAGCCAUCUUUUGGCUCCAUGAUAUUGCCUUUGAUGCCUGUGUCACCCAAAUUUUCUUUGUCCAUGUGAUGUUUGUGGGGGAGUCAGCCAUCCUAUUAGCCAUGGCCUUUGACCGCUUUGUGGCCAUCUGUGCCCCCUUGCAUUAUACAACAGUGCUAACAUGGUGUGUUGUGGGAAGAAUUGCUCUGGCCAUUGUCACCCGAAGCUUCUGCAUCAUCUUCCCAGUGAUCUUACUGAAGCGGCUGCCCUUCUGCCGGACCAACAUCGUCCCCCAUUCCUACUGUGAGCAUAUCGGAGUGGCCCGCUUGGCUUGUGCUGACAUCACCAUUAACAUCUGGUAUGGUUUCUCAGUGCCCAUUGUCAUGGUCAUCUUGGACGUGAUCCUCAUUGCUGUGUCUUUGAUCCUCCGAGCAGUGUUUCGUUUGCCCUCCCAAGAUGCCCGGCGCAAGGCUCUCAGCACUUGUGGCUCCCACCUCUGUGUCAUCCUCAUGUUUUGUGUUCCAUCCUUCUUUACAUUAUUGACCCACCACUUUGGACGUAACAUUCCUCGACAUGUCCAUAUCCUGCUGGCCAAUCUUUAUGUGGUGGUGCCACCAAUACUCAACCCCAUUGUCUAUAGUGUGAAGACUAAGCAGAUCCGGGAGGGUGUAGCCCACAGGUUCUUUGACAUCAAGACUUGGUGCUGUGCUUCCCCUCUGGGCUAA